AUGCCUUGCCCGGACGCCUUGGGAACGUCUCGCAAACGACAGGGGCCUGACGACCAUCUCGACCAGCCACGACUCCCAAAAAGGGCGAAGCCCAGCCAGCUCGCUUCAGCAUAUUGGGAUAACUUGUCGAAGAUCUGGUUAACGGAGGACGCUCUCGAGGAGUUGGAUCGACGGAACAGGGCGGCUUCUAGCAGCGUAAAAAGGUCAUCAUACUCCCACCACCGGCCGCUUACUCAACAGUUGCGGGGAACACUCGCCCCCGAUCCCUUAAUUAACUGCAAGCCCGAGAGCCAGAGCGAGAUCAAAAGGCUCUCCAGACGGGGUGGACCUGACCUGUCUGACCUUAGGAAUUUCCCAGACCCGCAUAUUCCUUUCUAUCAACCAAUGAGUGCAAACAGUUCACGUUCACAGAGUCGGAAGCGACGUGGGGACACUCCUACAGAGAGCAGCAAAAAUAAGACCGCAAAGACUACAAGCACCACUGCCUAUAACCGAAACUUUGAGCAGAACUUGAUCGAUCACGGUGUUUAUCCCCCUGGAUAUAAGUAUCCCGCUGGCCAGAAACCAGCCAAACCAAAUAACUGGUCGGAGCUCAAUGAACGAUUAGCCCAACCCCGGGCUUCCCUCUCCCCGUCAAGGUUCUCAGAGCGUAAAUUUGAACAGUUUGUUGACACAGACUUGAACGCUUCUAAGGAGAACCCUACUAUACGCUAUGCCUUUCCGAUCAUCGAAGGCUGUGUCGAUGAUAUUAGGUGUGUAGGGGGAGACUACCCAUUCGGAAACCUUGCUCCUUUGACGGAUGGAAGACUAGUAAAUGCAAAACCGGAUCACUUUGUUGGAGCCCGUCCAGAGCAGCUCGAUAUUCAAAUCCGAGAUGACCUUAGCGACUAUAUCCAACCAUCAACGCAGAGCUCCCUUCCGAUAGCUCCAAAUUUUUUUCUUGAGGCUAAAGGCCCUGAUGGGCUGCCUAUAGUUGCUACACGGCAGGCUUGUUACGAUGGUACUCUUGGGGCACGGGGGAUGCAUAAACUCCAGUCCUAUAAGCAGGAGCCUGUCUACGAUAAUAACGCUUAUACGAUAACGUCGACUUACGUCGCUGGUACCCUUAAGCUCUAUACAACCCAUCCUAUCCCUCGAGAGAGCAAUAGCCGUCCUGAAUAUAUCAUGACCCAGCUCAAUAGUUGGGCAAUGACUGGUGAUUUGGAGACAUUUCGAAAGGGAGCAACCGCAUAUCGAAAUGCGAGAGACUGGGCGAAAGAGCAGAGGGACAAGUUUAUAAAUGCCGCAAACGAGAGGCACAAUCAACCUCAACCUGCACAUGAGGCAACUUCUGAGCUUCCCUCGCCUGAACAUGAGGCAACUUCUGGGCCAACUGUCACUUUGGAGGACCCCGACACGUCAGCUAUGUCUGAUGAAGCUGAGUUCCACGAUGCUGCGCAGUGGAGCUUUGCACGGCCAAACGAUAACUUUGACGAUUCCCAAGCUUCGGGCAAACAUACUAAGGGAGCAACGGCAGAGCCAACCGACAGUACCAGCCGCAAGUCUCUCCCAAAUUAA
This is a messenger RNA of Microsporum canis CBS 113480, 1557 nucleotides long. RefSeq lists its product as hypothetical. The record is from RefSeq and is a predicted model, not a curated record. NCBI's taxonomy places the organism in Eukaryota, Fungi, Ascomycota, Eurotiomycetes, Onygenales, Arthrodermataceae. The coding region runs from base 1 to 1557 and encodes 518 amino acids. The transcript is spliced from 2 exons.